AUGUCGUAUCCAUUCACCGGUAAGAAUGUCAGUUUGAGCAAAGGUCCCGACCCCAAAACAUCGAUUCAAACUGAAAGAGAAGCUCAAAAAUUCAACCCACAAGCUGUGAACUACUUUUUGGAGGGUUCCAAAUACCGCAGUGAGUUGGUGCAAACCUUGACGCAACAAAUGGAAAGAGACCCCAUUUUGUUCACUGACGGUUCAUACUAUGACAUGACCAAAAACCAGCAAAGAGAGUCCACUGCUGCUAAAAUCAAUAGAUUGUCGAGAUACUUGGAAGGCGACUCACCUGAAACUUUUAUGAGAAGAUUGUCGUUGCUUAUGUUUUUCGAUCCAGCUGUCGGUACUAGAAUUGGUAUUAACUUGAUCUUGUUUCUCCAUUGUGUUAAAGGUAAUGGUACCCGCGACCAAGUUAAAUACUGGACCUCCGAUAAGUUCACCGACAAGAUUAGAGGUAUCUAUGGAUGUUUCG
This is a messenger RNA of Lodderomyces theae, 472 nucleotides long. RefSeq lists its product as uncharacterized. The transcript has a single exon. Gene Ontology annotation, molecular function: acyl-CoA oxidase activity; fatty acid binding; FAD binding. Gene Ontology annotation, biological process: fatty acid beta-oxidation using acyl-CoA oxidase; lipid homeostasis. The annotation marks the transcript as partial. Gene Ontology annotation, cellular component: peroxisome. The record is from RefSeq and is a predicted model, not a curated record. NCBI's taxonomy places the organism in Eukaryota, Fungi, Ascomycota, Pichiomycetes, Serinales, Debaryomycetaceae.